Messenger RNA from Folsomia candida, 1395 nucleotides. RefSeq lists its product as uncharacterized. The transcript has 3 exons. The record is from RefSeq and is a predicted model, not a curated record. NCBI's taxonomy places the organism in Eukaryota, Metazoa, Arthropoda, Collembola, Entomobryomorpha, Isotomidae. The coding region runs from base 63 to 1319 and encodes 418 amino acids.
UGAUCACUCCGUUAAUAGGUGUGAUCCAGUCAGUUAAUUAAUUUUCCUCCCUGGCAACAGAAAUGUUCAAGUUUUUUGCAUUAUUGGCCACCUUGGUCUUAUCUGCGACCGGGGUUCAGGUCGUUUUCGACAACGCGGUCGACAUUGCGCAAGUAGCCGACAUUUCCUGCCCUUAUCAAGAUGAUUACAUGGAUUUUUGGGUGUAUGGUUGCCCCCGAGAGCCAAAGGAUGACAUUUAUCCGGAUAAGACAGGCUUCUGGUCGGGAUGUAAGACCGGAUGUAGUCUAGUUUACCAUGGGGGCUCGUUACCAAAACCGAGCAAAUUGUGGGUCUCGACUUAUAUGACGGGAUUCCCUGCAUCUAUUGAAAUUUCGGGUAAAAGUUCCCUGGGGGGAGGGGAGUCAGAAUGGGAUUUUGGAUAUAUAGAUUCCACUGAAGAAGUCUGGUGUUAUCAAGAGAUUGACUUGGCCAAUUUUCCCGGACAGGAUGCUGCCGUGAUAAAUUUCACCGUUUCCGGUGCCCCGUCUGGCGGAUACGUGCUAAUCGAUAAGAUCGUCGUUGACCUCGGAAACGGUCCAAUUUCUCCCAUCUCCAUCGAUAAGAAAGACGAUAAGGUGGCGGAACAUUGGAGUUACGAUGAUUGUCACCAUCUCGACGAUUACUCCGACUUUUGGGCGUUCGGAUGUCCCAUCCAACCGGAAGAAGAUAAAGCUGGGGUUGGAUAUUGGUCCCCGUGUCAGGAAAGGUCAUGCAAAAUUGAGUACGCCACGAGCCCGAGUAUCAUCCCAUCUGGCGUCCACAUUAAAGGUUAUAUAUCAGACCAAGGUCAAAUCAAGGUCGCUGCCGUAACCGGAAGUGGCGCAAAUAUUUCCUACACAGUAAUCGACACUAAAUCCGCAAGGCUUGAUUCGUGGCUGGAUUUUCCGGUCAAUUUGAAACCAUAUAGGAAUCAUAAAUUCCAAAUCAUUCUCGAGCCAAACGGAGGAGCUGCCAUGUUGGACUCGUUGUCCUUCGUUUUUGACGAUUUUGUGCAGAGCGAACCUGCGCAGAACGAGUUGCCCUUGUGCGUUCGUAAACCACAUUCAGAGCCUCCCACGACUACCACGCCCCCACCGACGACCACGCCACCACCAACGACCACGCCACCAGCGACCACCACCCCGAGCGAAGGUACUACCGGUGGACCAGCACCGUCCCCUGGACCUUCGCCUUCCCCAACGACCACCGAACCGACCACCACCACGGCGGGUACGGUAAAAUCCGGGACGCCCAGCUAUGUCGUUUCGAUUUUCUUAGCCGCAUUCAUUUUAUCCCGAUAAUUUUUAAAACAAAUUUAAAUCUUGUCAGAUUAAAAAACUUGUGAAGAAAAUUGAAUAAAUUUGCGAGGAAAAAAAU